Molecule: messenger RNA, 2350 nt
Organism: Homalodisca vitripennis (glassy-winged sharpshooter)
Lineage: Eukaryota; Metazoa; Arthropoda; Insecta; Hemiptera; Cicadellidae
Exons: 2
Coding region: 504-2294 (596 amino acids)
Source: RefSeq, a predicted model, not a curated record
UUCAGUGUUUGUUUACCAACACGGUUUGUUGUCUUAACCUGGAUUUCAGUAUUACAAGUUUAAAUCAUGGAUUAGUAUUGGUAACAUGUAAAAGUAAACCAAACAUUUACCGAUGUUACCUUAAUGGAUAAAUAUGGCCAAAGUCCUCAGUUCUUGUUUUCCCUGGAAAAAAAAAAUCCAAGAAUUUAUUGGAAAAUCCCAGACAAAAUAAGAACAGUAUCGUUUAUGUUACUAAAGCCCCUGACCUUAGUGACGUCUUCUAUAACUAUCAAGGCCGUAAAACACGAGAAUACAAUGAUUUCUAUAACAGAGCUUCAGCUGACUUUGGUCAAGAUUCAAAUUAUUCGCCAAGGCGUUGCAGUUCGCCUCAAGAGAGGAGAGUCAGAUCUUAUCCAGCAUCUCCAGAAAGGUCAAUACUAAAAAAGCGAGUAGAGACAGAUUACUUGUCUGAUCAUUACUGUGCAUCAGUGUCAAGAGGUGGCCCUUACAAACGUGAUGCCCCGAUGAUAUAUAUUGCUAACACUCCACAGGCCUCAUCUCAGUUCAAUCCCAAUAAGGAAGGAUCAAAAGAACCAUUUCCUUAUGACAUAUCAGUUUCCUUACCAAGAAGAUCUUCUAUGUUUUAUGGAGUGAAGUAUGCUAAUGAUAUGAAUGAAAAUCCACGAUACACUGCAGAGAAGCCCAUAGAGGAUAUCAAUAUUCCAGAUUUUUCUCAGGAACAGGAUGGUUCAGGUAAAGCCGUUAAGGGGGAGAAACAUGUAAGUAUUGUUAGACCUGAGGACAAUAAUGAGAUACCUUCUGAUCACAGUGACAAUGUUCCACAGGCUCAAGUAGUUAAAAAGACUGUCGUGCGAUUCAGGCCAAGCAGUUCUAGUAGUACUGCUCCUCCAAGCGAGAACGUAAAAUUCAUGCCUUUGCAGAAACAACCAAAACCAUCUACCCAAGGAAAAUAUGUCCACAAGAUACCGAUGAAGCAUAGUAAGCUCAGUGCAGACCUGAAGACUAUAGAUGGAAGAAAGUUUAUGCCAGUGAAAGAAUCAGAAGAUAAGUUGAGGUCCUCUAUAGCACAAGCUAAACUACGGGAAAGUCAAGAUGCCAGAACAUCAGUAAUUGGAGCUCCACCAAUGAGACAUUCAUCUGUGGCAAGAGAUGACAGAUUCCCUCAACCGGAGGAAGAAACUGUGAUUUAUCCAGUUCAUACUGUACCAGUAAGAAAGAGUGUUCUUAGAUCUUCUGGUGUGAGAAGACCUUCUAUAUUAGAAAGGCAGUCAAUUGUACGUAGAGAAUCAGUAGGAAAAAGAAAAAGUAGAGCCUCUUGGCAACAAAGUGUUGAAUUACAAGAGACUGAUCAGGACCAAAAUUUUCCAUUCAGACAGGAAGAGGCUCCCAUGGUAUAUGCAGUGCCUAUUAUUCCAACUAGGGGUAGAAGUAAAUCUGUUCUGCAGCAAUCCGUUAAAUCCUUGACAUCAAAAAAUCCAACCGACAGCUCUGGAGUGCACAGAAAGAAUAUUCGUUAUUCAAUGGAUACAGACGUGUUUGCAGCCGAAGUUCGACGAAGAAGUGUAGCACAGGAGAGACCCGGCUAUGUAAACAUGGAGAAAGGUCAGACGGUUUUGGUUUCCGAAGUGCUCAAUCCUAUAACUUCCCUUUUCAUCACAGAUUUAAAAGAUCCCGUCCCUAAAGAUCCCUUAACAAAACCAAAGGAAGCUAAUGUUUGGGUGCAACCUAGGCCACAGAGACAAAGCUUUCAAAAGAAGCCUGUAUUAAAACAGUCAAAACCAUCCCCUGUGCAUGUUGUAUAUCAAGAACGUCCGACAAAGGAGCGAACAGUACAAAGAAGGCAGAGCAGAAGCCACCAAACAUAUUCCAGAGAUGACUCUUCUUCUUCUGAAGACAGUUUGGAGAUGGAUCGUGGCAAGUAUAAACAUGGUAGAAGGCAAUACCAUCAGGUAUAUGCUGCCCAAAUGCCAGAAGUUAUGCUGCCUGACAUUACUGCUGGAAAAGGUAAAAAUCCAUCUUUUCAGAAAAAAGGGAAACCUAUAGAAACUGAUCUUCAACCUUCAACAAGUAAAGAUUACUGUGGAUUAACAAUGGAUGCUCCAGUAAAUUCUACAGCUCCCAUGGACACCCAAGUGAAGAUGGUAUCUUCUGAACAACAAACUGAUGUAGAGGAGGAAACUGAUCUGGUUUGUUAUCCGUCAGAACAAUUUUUGAAGAGUGCAGCAUUAAGUGCUUCUGAACCGGGUUCAAAAUUAAGGUGGAGAAUCAUAAUUAAAAGAGGAGAAGAAAAAUGAAAAUUGUAAGUUAAUUAUAGUAACAAUCAAUAAAUUUUACUUUUUGUAUCAAGUUA